CCUAUAUGACGUGUUUGAUGUGCGACGGACGUCGGAAGACAUGAGCGCUACUGCUGCUGUUGUCUUCUUAGCUACAUUAGCGUAUAUAAAUAUUGUUCUUUAAAUGAUUAGAAAGUCUUUUUUUAUUUAACACAUGCUAACACCAAGUUGCGGUGUGUUUGCGUGUUUAUUCAAACCGUCAAAGACAUCGACGAAGAAGGCGACAGCUGACUUUCAUUCAAUGAAGCGUUGGCAUCACAGUUAGCAUUUUUUGUUACAACGAUAAUAAUACCCAGCAUUCGACGCGGCUCAGCUCCCAAACGGAUAUAUAUUUAAAUACAUCGACCAUUAAACGGUGACGCGCUGGCGCAGGUUGCAGGGUGUCCGUGGAUAAUGCGAGACAGUGGCGGUAGCCUGACCCAGAACCGCUGGCAGGGAGAUCUGGGUCUGACUGCUGUGGGCCAGGACGACACCGGAGGAGGUGGCAUCCCAGGAGACCACCUCAUCGUCCCGGUUUCAGACCACAGCAUUCCCAGCCCGAUGCACCUCCGACUCGGCCAGAAGGAGAAGGCAUGGCAGGGCGAGUUUGUUGAGGAUGAGGAAGAGGAGGAAGAGGAAGAGGAUGGAGACGGGAUCAGCUGGAUCGAGGCCAUCGGUGACGAGGAAGACCACCCCAAAUUGAACGUGCGGGGCGCUGAAUUCAAGGGGGAUUGUUGGGAAGAGAAUGAGACAGAAGAAGAGUAUCAUGGAGAGCAGGUGGCCGUCGUGGAGAGGAACUUCCCAGACUUUUCCUCCCAAUCCGCCCAGUACCCAAAUGUUGCACCGUUGCAGACGACGAAUGAUGAUGACGCCGUUGCACACGAGGCAUUUUCCCAGGCUAGGGCGCUAGGACGCCAUUUUUUCCAGUCCCGCCAUGACAGCUUCCGCUCGCUGAAGCGCUCCCGCCGCCGUUUACGGCUCCAUGGCGGCAUUGGGUUCCGGCUCAGCCAGCACUGGAAGAGCUGGCGUCAGCGUGCCCAGUGGGCGUACUUCUUGGGGCUGCGAUGCAGCCUCAAACGAAAGUACAAUUAUUAUGGAAAACACAGGCGGGUAAAGCGCUACCGGACAUCUCCCGACACAGACGAUGAAGACAACCGUGAGGUUAACGCAAGGUUCACACAGCUGAAUAAAGACAAACGGAGUGGCAUCUCAUCCGACAGGCAAGGGGACAGAGGGAGACAGGAAAUCGAGGACAAACAAGUGGAGCCUGCGCUUUCCGAAGAACACAUGAGCUGUGUGACUGGUAUUCUUGAGGAGUCGCUGCAGAAAUACGGCAGUUUGAUCCCAAUCCACGUCGAAGACGUCGCAGAGAGGCUCCAGGACAUCUUCGGCGAUAACUUUUCCCAACCGCACAGGAAAGCAGUGGUCCAACACUUAAUACAGUCCUUCCAGCGUUCCUCCGGAUCCAGUCUGGCCAAAACAUUUAGAGUCAACUACAAACGGCACGUCCUGACCAUGGACGACCUUGGUACGCUGUACGGGCAGAACUGGCUCAACGACCAGAUUAUGAACAUGUAUGGCGACCUGGUCAUGGAUUCGGUUCCAGAGAAGGUUCACUUUUUCAACAGCUUUUUUUACGAUAAGCUAAGGACAAAAGGUUAUGAAGGAGUCAAGCGGUGGACGAAAAACGUGGAUAUCUUCCAGAAGGAUCUGCUGUUGAUCCCCAUCCACCUGGAAGUCCACUGGUCCCUGGUUAGCGUCGACAUUCCUCGCAAAGCCAUCACAUACUUUGACUCUCAGCGGACGCUCAAUAGACGCUGCCCAAAGCACAUUUUUAAGUACCUGCAAGCAGAAGCCAUCAAAAAAGACCAACAAGACUUUUUGACCGGGUGGAAAGGAUUUUUCAAAAUGAACGUGGGUCGUCAGAACAAUGACAGCGACUGUGGUGCGUUUGUGUUGCAGUACUGCAAGUGUCUGGCGCUGGGGCAGCCAUUCAAUUUUGGCCAGCAGGACAUGCCGCGCCUGCGGAGGCAAAUGUACAAAGAACUGUGUCACUGUAAGCUAACCCUGUGACCUCUUGCCUCCCACCAUUGAAGGAGGGAGGCAGGGCCAAGAUGAACAGCCAACAUCAGCUUCUUCUACUACUUGUUUGUGUCGUCCCCCACUCUGUAGUCAUCAACUCUCUUUACAAAAGGAAAAAAAAAGUCCUAAAAUGCCGUAACAUACUGUAUAUAAGCAUACAACACAAGAAUUUAAUGUUCCACUCUUUAACUCUGACAAUCGGCGACCACCCUCCCGGGAAAAAAAUUACCCCUUGUGGAGCUCCAGUGCCGCAGGUUGGAGCUCCCUUUAUAACAACAGUGAUUGAGGUCAUUUACUUUAUUUUCUUUGUCAGUAAAUAGGUCCCUACACUUUGCUAAAUGAGGAUAUUUGUAGGGGAGAACACACAAAUUUAAAAAUUGGCUUUUUUUUUUUUAUUGUGAUACUGAUUUCCAAAAUGUUUUAAAAAAAAAUAUUGGUUCAAGGCGCUUUUCUUUUUUUAUGGUUUUGUUUUUUUCUCUCCCCCAAAAGCGAGUUGGUGCAACUGUUUUAUAUAUCUUCUACAAUGCAUUCUGGUUACUCAAAAUUAAAAAUGUGGCCUACCA
Dunckerocampus dactyliophorus (ringed pipefish) is the source of this 2603-nucleotide messenger RNA. RefSeq names its product sentrin-specific protease 3-like. The transcript is spliced from 12 exons. The coding region runs from base 373 to 2031 and encodes 552 amino acids. Gene Ontology annotation, molecular function: deSUMOylase activity. Gene Ontology annotation, cellular component: nucleus. Lineage: Eukaryota; Metazoa; Chordata; Actinopteri; Syngnathiformes; Syngnathidae. The record is from RefSeq and is a predicted model, not a curated record. Gene Ontology annotation, biological process: protein desumoylation.